UACAAGCGCCAAAAAUAGAAUGUAAAAACUACAUUUCUGCCAUUCACUGUAUUGAAACUCCUCACAUCUGUACCUCAUUGGUAAUGGUAUACACGAUGUGGCUUUAUCAAAAGUUUACCGAAAGAUAGUGCGCGCAGUCAUAUCUUCGUUUGGUGGGUGAAGCGGACACCCGCAAAAACAAUAAAAGCUGAUAAGCUGCUGAUAACGCCAGAUUGCAGCAGGCUGUUUUACAGUUUGGGAGGGCGACAGGAGGGAAUGAAGCUAUGAAGGUCGCGGUGUUUACAGUACUUUCCUUGCUUGUUGCAUCGGCGACGGCCCAAAGAUACCUUGUGUUGUCCCCGAAGGUUCUGCAGGCUGGUACUGAGGAGGCUGUGUGUAUCUCACUGUUUGAGAUAGAGGAUGAUGUGAAGGUCUCAAUUGAACUGUCAUCGAAAGAUGAUUUUGAGCCUGCCACGGUGACUGAUGUGCUUAAACAGGGCCAAGACAAAUGUGUCAAGCUCAAGGUUCCCCUUGUCUCCAGUGACAAGGAAGCAAAGCUGUCGGUGUAUGGAAAGGGGUCGUCGUACGACUUCAAAGAUGAGAAAAGUGUCAAAAUUUCCAAGAAGGCCACCUCUACCUUCAUCUCUACAGACAAGCCCAUCUACAAACCUGGGCAGAAGGUUCAGAUGCGUAUUCUCACUGUGAAGCAGGAUCUAAGGCCCUAUGAGGAAAAUAUUGACAUGGUGUGGAUAGAGGAUAAAACUGGCAGCAGGAUUAACCAGUGGCUCGAUGUACCAACUGUGAAGGGUCUUGCAAGCCUGGAACAGCAGCUGUCCAAAGAACCAGUGCUGGGGAAAUGGUCCAUCAACGCUCAGAUAGCCGACACCACCUACAAAACAACAUUUGAGGUAGACGAGUAUGUGUUGCCAAAGUUUGAGGUGGAGAUCAGUCCACCCCCAUGGAUCCCUGUGGAUAUGGAGGUGAUCCCAGCUGUCAUCUGUGGAAAGUACACUUACGGCAAGCCUGUACUGGGAGAGGUUAAGGCUGAGUUCUGCAUCAAACAGAGCUAUUCCUAUGGCAGGAACCCAAGGCCUUGCCACACCUGGGAGGGCAAGACUGACAAGAAUGGCUGCGUCAACAUCGCUUUUGACUCCAGCUUGGUCCAGCUUGAUUCCACUCGGCACAGUAUUUGGCAUGCUACACUGCGCGUGAAAGCUGACAUCACAGAGGAUGGCACAGGUGUCAAACUGAGUGGCUCCCAUGAUACCACCAAGAUUGUCCGUGAAAAUCAGAAGUUGGACUUCAGGAAGUUCAGUCCUGAAGGGUUCAAGCCAGGCCUGCCAUAUCAUGGCAAGCUGUAUGUAACAGACAUUCUGGACAACCCCCUGGCUGAUGUGAAGGUGACCAUUGAGGCUGACAUGACAAGGAAGAACAAUAUGUAUUCCCCACAUGAAUUUGCCCAAAACUUCACGUCCAACAAGUAUGGAGAGAUCCCUUUCACACUGCCUACCUAUAUGACAAACAAGAAUGUGAAGAGGCUGAACCUUAAUGCCAAGAUUGCAGACAUCCCGCCAUCAAAGUACGUGAGAGGCACUUAUCAGAUGGAAAAUCCAACUGCCUUCCUCAGUGUGCGUUCUUGGUGGUCUCCAAGCUCCAGCUUCCUUCAGAUCCAACCCAUACAUGACAUCCUGCCAUGUGAUUCAGUAGCAGAAGUGUCCAUUCUGUACAAAACAGAGAGAGUUAGCAAUACCAAAUUUCACUACAAGAUCAUGUCACGGGGAGACAUCCUACACAUAGGAACCAAGGAUGUUGCAUUUGAGAGUACUGAGGAGCCGUCGACCUACCAGCCACCCACCACCGCUGCCCCUCCAACCACCCCAUUUACUGGUCCCACCACAACAGAGGAGCCCAUCCCUGAAGAUGAACUCAUAGAUUUCCCACCAGUAGAAAUUGUGAUGGCAGAGGAAACUUUCGGUCCACCCCCACCCCCUCCCCCUCCAGGACUCCCCUUCCCAGGGCGUGAUGUUCCUCCCCCUCCCCCUCCCCCACCACCAGGUCCCAACCCAGAGCUCCCUGUAGUAGGGCCUGAUGCAGAGGAACCAUCACCCAAUGAACCUGCUUCAGUGGAGAAGGAGGAUAUCAACGAUGGGGAGGUCCGUAGGAAACGCUACAGUCCACAUUUCUACAGGCCUGACUCUGAUGAGACCCCCGACAUGCCUCCAAUCCCAGGCUACACUGGAAACUUCACCAUCAAGUUCAAGGUUGUGCCCAGCCUGUCUCCCCUGGUGCGUUUGUUGGUGUAUUACGUGCGCGAGGAUGGGGAGGUGGUGGCAGACAGUACCUCCAUCAAGAUUACCAGCUGUCUGGAAAACAAUGUGACUAUGUCCUUCCCCAAGACGUCUCAGCUACCAGGUGCCUCGACCAAGCUGACAGUCAAGGCUUCUCCUGGAUCCCUGUGUUCUGUUGGUGUUGUUGACAAGAGUGUGCACCUUAUGAGAUCCAGCAACCAGCUUACUCAGGGCAAGGGUACCUGCAGAUCUCUGCAGGCUUUCCAACCAUUCUUUGUAUCCACCACUCUUCCCUACUCUGUGAUCAGGGGUGAGGAGGUACCACUCAAAGUCUCCAUCUUCAACUACAUGCAACAGUGCCAAGUGAAUGUAGCAAAAUUGCCAGAAAAUUAUCUCAAUAUACAUUUCAAGGUCAUUAGGAGAAAGAUAACAAAAAUGUUUUUCUUUCAACAGCCAGAGGGUAUUGAGCAGGAGUACACCUACAGCUCAUUCUUCUGCCCCAAAGACUUCCCUAAUGAACAGCUAGAAGACACCAUCAAGACUGUCCUGCCUGAGAAUCUGGUGGAGGGCUCCAACAGAGCCUAUCUGUCUGUCAUUGGUGACCUGAUGGGCCCCACCCUGUCUGGUCUGGACAACCUUGUGCGUCAGCCGACCGGGUGUGGCGAGCAGAACAUGGUUCUGUUUGCUCCCAACAUCUUCGUCAUGCAGUACCUGAACACAACCAAACAGCUCUCCUCUGAAGUCAAGGACAAGUCUUUGGAAUACAUGAAGAUUGGUUACCAAAGAGAGUUGACCUACAAGCACAAGGAUGGCUCAUACAGUGCCUUUGGAGAAAGUGAUGAUUCUGGCAGCACCUGGUUGUCUGCCUUUGUCUACCGUUGCUUCGCCCAAGCUCGUCCAUACAUCUUCAUCGAUCAGAAAGAACUGGACCACACCAAGAAGUGGUUUGCAGCCAAUCAGAAGCCAGAUGGUUGCUACCAGUCUGUUGGGAAAGUCCUGCACAAGGCCAUGAAGGGAGGUGUGAAUGAUGACACCACGUUGACUGCCUACAUCGUCAUCGCCAUGCUGGAAAGUGGGGAAUCUGUUGAGUCAGAGCUUGUUGGAAAUGCCCUGGAGUGCCUUCUGGCUAGUGCGAGCAAUGUGACCAGCACAUAUGGUAUUGCCCUGAUGUCUUAUGCGCUCACUCUGGCCCAGCAUCCACAAAGAGAGGAGUACAUGGAAAAGUUGGAGAACCUGGCCAUUGAGAAAGAUGGUACAGUCCACUGGGAGCGUGAGGUUCAGCCUGGGAAGCCAACCGAAGUGCCUGAUACUUGGUUCCGACCAUACUACAAAUCUCCCUCUGCCGAAGUGGAAAUGACCUCCUAUGCUCUCCUUGCCUACAUGGCAACUGGAGAGAGGGAUGCCCUGCUGAAAGGCCUGCCCAUCGUACGUUGGCUCACUCAGCAAAGGAAUGCCUAUGGAGGCUUCUCGUCCACCCAGGACACAGUCAUGGCUCUCCAGGCCCUGGCCAGCUAUGCUGAGAUGGCUUAUGGAGAGGGGGUUGAUAUUGAAGUCCAGGUACAGACUCCCGAGGGACUGGAUAAGACAUUCAAGAUAACAGACACAAACAGCUUGGUUCUGCAGACUGUGGAGAUCCCAGUCACUCCAACUGACAUCAGCGUUCGUGCCACUGGGCAGGGCUGUGCACUUCUCCAGGCUAACGUGAGGUACAAUAUUGAGGAGGAGGAGCCAGCACCAUCCUUCGAGGUGGACGUCAAUGUACUGGAUGUGAGUGAACUUCUGCGUGAUGAGGGAAGUGACUCAUCUCCCUGUGCUGUCAAAAUGAUGAGUAUAUGUACCAGGUUUGUGGACGAUGAACCAUCCAACAUGGCUGUUGUGGCUGUGAAAAUGGUUUCAGGAUUCAUCCCAGACAAGACCAGCCUAAAGACUCUGAAGAAGGAGAAAACCAUCAAGAAGUACGAGAUUGACGGCAAAAUGGUGAAUCUGUACUUUGAUGAGCUGACCAAUGAAAUGACCUGUUUUGAGUUCAUGGUAGAGCAGAACAUCAAAGUGAAGAACACCAAGCCUGGUGUGGUGACUGUGUAUGACUACUAUGAGGAAGACCUGAAAAUUUCCAAGAAGUACAACAUCAACUGCAGCCCCCCUCCUCCUCCUCCCCCUCCUGAAGAGGUGCCUGAGCUGCAGCCUUUUGUCCCGGUAGAAACAUUGUUCCCUGAUAGCGUACCAGCCGAGCGCCAAGGCUGUCCCACUUGUCUUCUCAAGAAGGAGGAUUUCAGCAAGGUCUUCUGCGGCUCAACAUACGCCUACAGAAUGAAGACCAACAGAGGGAGAGAUGGACAUGAGGCACGCAUUGCAGAGGACCUGAAGGAUGUGAACAGCACUGCACCCCACCACACCGUCUACAUCGACAUGGGCGCGGACUGCCAGUGUUCGGAACUUGAAGUCGAUUCCCAGGUGUUGGUGAUGGGUGACAGAGCACCGGUGGCUGCAGAAACCAGAAAACACCACACACUCAUUCUGGAUGAGUACAUGACCAUCAUGCCUUGGGACCAUUCCCAUAAGGCUGUGCAGCAUGCCCUGACCAAGUGCAAGCCAGGGUCAGAAGUCAACCCUUGAAAGGAACAAACAGGCCAUACCUGAACCCCUGCCAUUUUCUCUGUUCAAGUGCUAUAUGCUAAAGAGAGACUUGUAUUGUCACAUAUGAUUCAACAGUAGUUCUAAAGUUGAUUUUAUGUUUACAUUUACACAAUUGAUGAAAAUGCUCGGUAAUGAUACAGCCAGGCAGGGAAGAAUUUCUUCAGAGAAAUCUGAUGACUGCUGCAGUAAGUUGGAAGUGAUUUUUAUGAUGAACAGCACAUCUAUAACAGCAUAAUUUUAGGUAUUGGUGCAUUUUUGGACUGAAAAGCCUAGAUCUGAAUGUGGCCUGAAUCUCUGCAUAUAUCAGGACACGCACGUGCAGCAUGAUAGUGCAAAAUAUUGUCAAUCAGGCCAAGGGAUUCCAAGAGUAGGAAAAAAAUGUUGUUCAUAUUGAAAAUGGAAAAUAUAUGCCUUUUAACAUAAUCUAGUAUUAGUAGUAGGAAAUAAGGGUUUUUAUGCAAAGGUAAUGUAGAUGUUUCUAUCACUCUUAAUUGUUUUGUAAUCAACGAAACAUUUUGAUGCAAAUAAGGAAAACACGACAGAGAUAGCGUGGAGUUUACCCCCUUAAAUUGCCCAUUUUAUUGUAUGCAAGAGGCAACAGUGUUGUCCUUUACAUGACAGUGUGGAAGACUUUAGUCAUGAUACGUUUUGGGCUUUACAUUAUCGUUAAUUGUUUAUGAUGAAGCUGAGCACUUGAGCAAUGGAGAGAUUUUGAUGCAAUAAUUCUGUGACAUUGGAUGUAAUUUUAUAUUUGAUACAGCUUGGAAUAAAGCAUUAUCCUGUUA
Molecule: messenger RNA, 5689 nt
Organism: Branchiostoma belcheri (Belcher's lancelet)
Lineage: Eukaryota; Metazoa; Chordata; Leptocardii; Amphioxiformes; Branchiostomatidae
Product: murinoglobulin-2-like
Exons: 34
Coding region: 264-4883 (1539 amino acids)
Cellular component (GO): extracellular region
Molecular function (GO): protein binding; endopeptidase inhibitor activity
Source: RefSeq, a predicted model, not a curated record